Messenger RNA from Lineus longissimus, 1878 nucleotides. Its product is annotated as homeobox protein Nkx-2.5-like. The coding region runs from base 233 to 1213 and encodes 326 amino acids. Gene Ontology annotation, biological process: regulation of transcription by RNA polymerase II; cell differentiation. NCBI's taxonomy places the organism in Eukaryota, Metazoa, Nemertea, Pilidiophora, Heteronemertea, Lineidae. The transcript is spliced from 2 exons. The record is from RefSeq and is a predicted model, not a curated record. Gene Ontology annotation, cellular component: nucleus. Gene Ontology annotation, molecular function: DNA-binding transcription factor activity, RNA polymerase II-specific; RNA polymerase II cis-regulatory region sequence-specific DNA binding.
AAGAGUAAGUGUCUUGAGAGGAGAGGCAACACGGAAAAUAAGCAGACGACAAUAAAAUAUUUAGCAGACGGCAGAAGGACACUUAAAAGUAGGAACACUAAAGUGGACAAUCCAGUCGAUUACUUCACCGCUGUUUACACGUGUUCAGAUAACUUUGGAUUUUCUGUUUUGAAUCAGUCGGUGCAUCUGGUGCAACUGGCACCCAUCUGUAGUAUCUUCCCUCGCGGAAGAAAUGUUAUCAAACCACGCACUCUCUACGCCAUUCUCAGUAAAGGAUAUCUUGAACAUGACCGAGCAGCAGAAUUGCACCAUGGAUUUUCAAAAUUUCGCCGCAAACACGUGUUACGGAAUAGACGCGCCUGUCCAAAUGGCGUACGGACCUUCCAGUCACAUGCUAUCAACGAUACCUUGCAAUCCCCACUGCGACUACGGACAGCAGCUUGGACCUCAGAACGUCACAACGUACACGAAUCUGAGCCCGAAUCCCUCCUUGAGCCCGGUCUCUACGCUAAAUGACGCAACACUGCAGUGUUCCCCGGCCAGCACCAGAUCACAAGAGGAAACACCCAUCGAGAAAAAGCCGAGUUGUAUGGAACUGGACAGCAUCAAGCGCGAACCAUCACCGAUCACGGGCUGCGCAAGCGGGACUAAAAAGAACAAUAACAACAGCCCGAGUCACAGUGGGUCGUCGAGCAAUGAUUCUACGACAGAAUGUCACCUAUUACGUCAAAGACAAAAACGGAAACCAAGGGUAUUAUUUUCACAAGCGCAGGUUUUCGAACUCGAGAGACGUUUCAAACAGCAGCGCUACCUAUCGGCACCUGAACGUGAGCAGCUAGCAAACAUGCUAAAACUGACGUCAACACAAGUAAAGAUUUGGUUCCAAAACAGGCGGUACAAAUGCAAGCGACAGCGACAAGACAAGACAUUGGAAUUAACAGCUAUGCAGCCUCCAAGACGCGUUGCUGUGCCUGUUCUAGUCAGAGAUGGUAAACCGUGUAUGAGCAGGGACAUGAACCCGCCAUAUUCCGCCCCGUACAACGUCAACCCAUUUGCAUAUACGUCACAGGCAUGCGCACCAUACAAUGUAAGUAGUCACCACCAGUCAGCAGGUUCACCUUCGUAUAAUCAUAUACCACCGUCAAUGCAACAGGCGACAGGGUACGUGCAGCCACAGAUUCAGGGGACAAUUCAAGGAAUAAGAGCCUGGUGAUAGAGUGACGUCAUACCGUGAGCUUUGACUUGAUUAACCCGCCCAUUUACUUCCGAUCUGCAAUCUGCUAGUCUGACGGUUACUAGUCACCAACUUCAUAAACGAUAAAGGAUUGGAGGAAGAAUUGGAACGAUGUCGAACGGGGUUCUGAUGAAGACUAUUAUCCUAGAGACUGACAUAUCAGCUUUAAGAGAAUGGAGAAGUGAUCUUACGGUGGUUCUGUUUUAAGGCGGUGGCAUUUGGAACUUGUUGUGUAUUUCGAAGCUAAUGCUGCCUGGGGUGAUACCUGUUUGACACUUGACUCAAAGGGCUGUGCUCCUCUGAAAAAACUAAAGAAUCAUCCCAGUGUGGCUGCAAGUUGACGUUCAGGAGACAUUCGAUUGAUACCACGGACACGUGAUAUUGAAAGAAGACAUCUAAUUUGUGAACCUGAAUUUAAGUUGUUCUCGUCGACGAUAUUCCGAGUCAUGAAAUAGACUAAUCAGAACACUUGAUCGGAUGUUUUGAUAUCGCCACUAAGCGAAAUCAUGCAGAAAGAGUAUUGAUACAAGGCAUUAUACAUGACCAGGACUGGUCUUUUACUUAAAGUCCUCUCACUCUCGCAUUUAAAUUGAUUGCAUGUAUUUGUACAGUAUAGAUGUUAAAGGAUUAAAUGAUUUUAUCCA